Messenger RNA from Ogataea angusta, 750 nucleotides. RefSeq lists its product as uncharacterized. The record is from RefSeq and is a predicted model, not a curated record. The transcript has a single exon. The coding region runs from base 1 to 750 and encodes 249 amino acids. Lineage: Eukaryota; Fungi; Ascomycota; Pichiomycetes; Pichiales; Pichiaceae.
AUGCCUAUUGAACUUCUGCUCUCGCCGGUGAUGAGGCCGGUGGUUCUUGCCAAAUCGGUUCUUUUCCACCCUCACCGUCGUUCUUCGCGGUAUGUUCCACACAUUAUCGAUUUGGAUGAGGACAACUGCUCUGAAUUUGCCGUGAGAAGACGGUUUGGAACCGGAUCCAAGAUUUUCGACGUCUACGAUACUAAGGCCGAGGGCUCUGGUCCUUUGGGCCCUACCGAGGCCUCCAAAAGACUCUUUUGGUUCGUGAGAUCGAGAGCGGUUAAGGGUGCAUACAAGAUGUAUAACUCGGAAAUUCUGGGCACAGGGCCUAACGGCGAGGACGAACCUUGCGCUGCAUUGAGAGCCGGUUUGAGAUCAAACAUUCUUCUUAUCAGAGCCCCUGAUGUGCCUGUGACCGAGCUUGGAUGGCACAUCAUCAACCAUCGAGUGGACGCGUUAGACCAGUACAGAAUGUUCACUUUAGCUGACGGUGCCACUUACCAGUGGACGACCGAGGGUAAGUUCUUGGAGAAAGUGAGAAAUGUGGGAGAGAAGGAAUCGGAAGUCAGAGAGAGAAUUGGGCAGGUGAUUCCGGCCGGAGCGUCUGGAUUCACCGUUAAGGUUGAUGAGUCCAAGAUCCCUAAAGAGCUGGCUCUUGCCUCUGCCCUAUGCUCGUACGUUGACCAUUGGAACACCAACCUCGCUGUCGGCGGUAUCUACUACGCUAGAAAGUACUCGCAUGUGAGAUGGAAGAGAGACUAG